Betta splendens (Siamese fighting fish) is the source of this 479-nucleotide messenger RNA. It is a transcript of the gene micos10, whose product is annotated as mitochondrial contact site and cristae organizing system subunit 10. NCBI's taxonomy places the organism in Eukaryota, Metazoa, Chordata, Actinopteri, Anabantiformes, Osphronemidae. The record is from RefSeq and is a predicted model, not a curated record. Bases 77 to 319 code for a protein of 80 amino acids. Gene Ontology annotation, cellular component: mitochondrion; mitochondrial inner membrane; MICOS complex. The transcript has 4 exons.
UAAUAUUAGCGAAUUCCGACAGCACGUGAAAGCAGCACUGGUACUGCGUUUGACACUUGUACCCUGAUACAAGCUAAUGCUAGCGUUCAACAUGUCUGAGAAAGAGCUCGGGAAGAAGUGGGACCGUUGCCUGGCAGACAGUGCCAUUAAAUUAGGCGCUGGUCUGGGCUUAGGACUCGUGAUGUCUGUCCUGUUCUUCAAGCGGCACACGUGGCCCAUUUCCCUGGGCUCUGGAGCGGGACUGGGGAUGGCGUACGCCAACUGUCAGAAUGACCUGCGAUCACAUUACCUGCUGCCCAGGAGUGAAAAGGAGCAGUAGCUUGGUGAUCGUGGGACUGUCUUUUUUAUUAUUAGUUAUGCUUGUUUCGGGUUUGGUUCUGUGUAGAGCAUGGCAGCAUCUGCACUGUUCUACAGUUAGAUUCAUGUCUCACUGUUCUAGUAUGACUCUGUCUUUAUUUAAUAAAACAUACACACACAAA